Messenger RNA from Knipowitschia caucasica, 2802 nucleotides. Lineage: Eukaryota; Metazoa; Chordata; Actinopteri; Gobiiformes; Gobiidae. The record is from the annotation of a GenBank genome assembly.
AUGAACAAGAAACAUGAAGCAAGCGUUCCUGAGGUCGAAGGACACAUUUCACAGAAGUAUGAGAUCAAAAAGAGACUCGGAAAAGGGGCCUAUGGGAUUGUGUGGAAGGCAGUAGACAAGCAGACUGGUGAGGUAGUGGCUAUUAAGAAAAUCUUUGAUGCCUUUAGAAACCGGACAGAUGCUCAGCGCACCUUCAGGGAAAUCAUGUUUCUGCAGGCGUUUGGAGAUCAUCCAAACAUUGUGAAACUUCUGAAUGUCAUUAGAGCCCACAAUGACAAAGACAUUUAUCUCAUCUUUGAGUUCAUGGAUACUGAUCUUCAUGCAGUAAUAAAGAAAGGCACUCUUUUGAAAGACAUCCAUAAGCGUUAUGUGAUGUACCAGCUCCUCAAAGCCAUCAAAUAUUUGCACUCUGGAAAUGUUAUUCACAGAGAUCAAAAGCCUUCUAAUGUGCUUCUGGACACUGACUGUGUAGUGAAACUGUGUGACUUUGGCCUGGCUCGAUCACUCAAUCAAAUCCAGGAGGACAGUGUGAAUCCAGCAUUAACUGAAUAUGUGGCCACACGAUGGUACCGAGCUCCAGAAAUCCUUCUUGGAUCCCCGAGGUACACAAAAGGAGUUGACAUGUGGAGCCUUGGCUGUAUUCUAGGAGAGAUGAUUUUGGGGAAAGCACUGUUUCCCGGAACUUCUACAAUUAAUCAAAUAGAACUGAUCAUGAGUGCCAUACCACACCCAACUCCUGAAGAUAUUCUUGCCAUGAAAUCUGAAUAUGGAUCCUCUGUAAUUCAGCGAAUGCUGCUAAAACCGCAAGUGCCUUUAGAGGACCUUCUGCAGCCCCCGGUCCCCGCUGAUGCCCUGGACCUGCUCAAGGGACUUCUGGUGUUUAAUCCUGACAAGAGGUUGACUGCCGAACAAGCCUUAGAGCAUCCCUAUGUCGCUAAGUUUCACAAUGCCGCUCGAGAACCUUCCCUCAACUAUGAUGUUAUUCUUCCAAUUGAUGACGAUGUCAGGCUGUCUGUCGUUCAGUAUCGUAAUAAGCUUUAUGAGAUGAUGCUUGAACAGAGAAAUGAUCAAGGGAUGCUAAAACUUAUGAAUCAAAAAAGUGAAACUAAAGUCGGGGACAGCUGCCGGGCAAAUGGAAAACCUGACAAGGAACAAGUCGAAUCAAGUCACAAUAAGACAAGUGACAACAAAGCACUUGGGGAAACAGAGAAAAUGGACAAGAAUCCAAAUGAGGCUAUGUCAAAUCCCGGUUCUAAAGCUUAUCCAGACGAAUCAGAGGCAGAGAGAACAAACCAGCCCCUGAGCCCUGCUGUGGGAAAAUGUACAUACAACCCAAUAACACAUGUCCAAAAUGGAUACGUGCAAAAUCCAGGGGCUCAUCCUCGUUAUUACUCAACUGUCAAUCCGACUGUAUCAGAAGCAGCCCCAAGUAAUGGAGCUACUUUACCAGCAGAGGGCACUAGUGUGAACACAACAACCAUGGACCAGAUCAUUCAUCGAGGACGCUCAGCUCCUUUGAACCAAUCUCGAUCCUUCUCUUCAAACAUAAACCAGACACAAAACAACCCAUUGGUUCGCAAAGAAGACCCUCUGCUGUCUUCUGGACUAUGCAUUACAUCAGCGCGCCUGAACCAACGAUCUCAAGUUCAUGACACACAACCUCCUCCUCGUUUCAGCAAGAAAGUAUUUCAAAAUAACAGUAAUGUUGCAGCAGCAGGAGACCCUCGAGCCAAACUAGGAAGCUAUUCUCAGGCAUAUGUUCCAGCAACAACAGAGACUCGCAGACAGCGGACAGAGCCGAGAGUUUCAUCUUCUUUCUCGCACUCAAAACAAGCGAGGAACACGGGAUUAUUAUUGGUGCCGGGCUUUGGUGUGCCCCCUCCAAACUACAACCAACCCCCAGGUCCAUACCCCCCAGCAGCUGGUUAUGGGAAGCCAGGGAUUGGACAGGCUGCUCCUGGAUUUGCCCCUGGUCCCUACCCACAGAUGCCUUAUCCUCAGAUGCCCUACCCACAGGGGCCUUAUCAGCAAGGACCGGCACAGCCAGGCUUUGGUGUCGACCCCAAUGCUAUGGGUAGCCCAGGCUAUGGUGAUGGACCACCAUCUUACUAUGACAACGAUGAAUUCACCAAUUCUGGCUUUGAAGAUAAAACCAUUCGACGGGCCUUCAUCAGAAAGGUCUUCUUGGUACUUACCGUACAGCUGACGGUCACCUUCUCUUUUGUGGCUGUGUUCACUUUUGUCGAUGACGCCAAGUACUUUGUCCGCCGUAAUCCAUGGACAUACUAUAUAUCUUAUGCAGUUUUUUUUGUGACUUUAAUUGCCCUGAGUUGCUGUGGAGAUUUCCGCCGCAAACAUCCUUGGAACUUGGUUGCACUGUCGAUCUUGACCCUGAGCCUGUCCUAUAUGGUGGGAAUGAUCGCAAGCUUUUAUGACACAGAGACUGUCAUUAUUGCAGUGGGCAUCACGGCUGUGGUCUGCUUCACUGUUGUCCUCUUCUCCCUACAGAGCAAAUAUGACUUCACUUCCUGUCGGGGUGUGCUGUUUGUGUGCCUGAUAGUCCUGAUGGUUUUUGGUUUACUCUGUAUCUUCAUACGUCACAAGAUAUUGCACAUUGUCUAUGCCUCACUGGGGGCUCUGGUCUUCACCUGCUUCUUGGCCGUGGACACUCAGAUGCUUUUGGGGAACAAGAAGCUCGCCUUGAGCCCAGAGGAGUACAUCUUUGCUGCUCUUAACCUCUACACUGACAUUGUCAACAUUUUCCUCUACACCUUGGCCAUUGUGGGACGUUCCCGUGAAUAA